Molecule: messenger RNA, 1146 nt
Organism: Arthroderma uncinatum
Lineage: Eukaryota; Fungi; Ascomycota; Eurotiomycetes; Onygenales; Arthrodermataceae
Product: alpha-centractin
Exons: 3
Coding region: 1-1146 (381 amino acids)
Source: RefSeq, a predicted model, not a curated record
AUGGCGGACACCGCUCUACACAAUGCCCCGAUAGUUCUAGAUAAUGGCAGUGGUACGAUACGCGCCGGCUUCGCGGGCGAGGACCUCCCCAAAUGCUACUUCCCGUCAUUCGUUGGCCGACCAAAACACCCUCGAGUACUCGCCGGAGCGUUGGAAGGAGACGUGUUUAUUGGACAGAGAGCACAAGAGCUACGCGGACUGCUAAAGAUCAGAUACCCCCUUGAGCACGGGAUUGUCACGGACUGGGACGACAUGGAGAAAAUAUGGCAGUGGGUGUACGAAGGGGAAUUGAAGACGCUGAGCGAGGAACACCCGGUGCUGUUGACGGAACCGCCAUUAAACCCUCGAACGAACAGAGAUACCGCAGCACAAAUCCUAUUCGAACAAUUCAAUAUUCCUGCGUUAUAUACGUCGAUCCAGGCUGUGCUGUCACUGUAUGCUUCGGGAAGAACAACGGGAAUUGUAUUGGACUCUGGAGACGGUGUAUCUCAUGCUGUUCCUGUGUAUGAUGGGUUUGCAAUGCCUAGUAGUAUACGGAGAAUAGACGUCGCCGGUCGUGACGUAACGGAGUAUCUACAGUUGCUUUUGCGAAAGAGCGGAUACGUCUUUCAUACUAGUGCCGAGAAGGAGGUGGUGCGCAUGAUUAAAGAGAAGACCGGAUAUGUGGCGAUGGAUCCGCGAAAAGAAGAGAAAGAGUGGUCGACGAAUGGCGGAAAGGCGGAUUCGAAAAUGGCCGAAUACGUGCUGCCAGACGGACAUAAACUGAAGAUUGGCGUUGAACGAUUCCGUGCUCCCGAAAUCCUCUUCGACCCCGAAUUAAUUGGUCUCGAAUAUCCCGGCGUGCAUCAAAUUGUCGUAGACGCCAUUAACAGGACAGACAUGGAUCUUCGAAAGUCCCUAUUCGCCAACAUAGUCCUGUCAGGCGGAUCUACGUUAUGUAAAGGGUUUGGGGACAGACUGCUUCACGAAGUGCAGCGAUUAGCAGUCAAGGACAUGAGGAUUAAGAUCUUUGCCCCUCCCGAGAGAAAGUACAGCACCUGGAUCGGCGGGAGUAUUUUGGCUGGAUUAAGUACAUUUAGAAAGAUGUGGGUCAGCAUUGAUGACUGGCAUGAGAACCCAGAUAUAAUCCAUACGAAAUUCACUUGA